AUGACAUUUCCUUCAUCACUAAUUUCUGUUUCUGUAAUUGGACCAGACAAAAGUCCAAUAUACAUCAAAAAGAAUGAUGAUGAAAAAGAGUCUCUUGAAGUCGAAGCUACAUUAUUUGAAGCAAUUCAAAUUAUAGACGCGCUACCUCCUAAAAUAUACGUUCGCUCAUCAGAUAGAUUACUUGCAAGAGUACACAAAACAGACAAAUUCACUUUAUGGGCUUAUAAAGCUAGUUUAAACUAUAUUAUUAUUGCAAUUACUCCAACGCCUCUUAUAAUUCUAGAAAAAGUAAUGCUUCAAUUUUUAGAAAAGGUUAAAGAUGCUAUGUUUUAUGCAUUUACUGAUCCAUUCUAUAAUUCAUUUGCACCUUUAACAUCUAAGAUUUUUGAUCAGAAAGUCUUAGAGCUUUCUGCAUCUGUUGUACCACAAACAGUUUCGGGAUCACCUCAGUAA
Messenger RNA from Trichomonas vaginalis G3, 453 nucleotides. RefSeq lists its product as uncharacterized. Bases 1 to 453 code for a protein of 150 amino acids. Gene Ontology annotation, biological process: endoplasmic reticulum to Golgi vesicle-mediated transport. The record is from RefSeq and is a predicted model, not a curated record. The transcript has a single exon. NCBI's taxonomy places the organism in Eukaryota, Parabasalia, Trichomonadida, Trichomonadidae.